This is a messenger RNA of Dreissena polymorpha, 2708 nucleotides long. RefSeq lists its product as uncharacterized. The record is from RefSeq and is a predicted model, not a curated record. The transcript has 2 exons. Gene Ontology annotation, molecular function: protein binding. NCBI's taxonomy places the organism in Eukaryota, Metazoa, Mollusca, Bivalvia, Myida, Dreissenidae. The coding region runs from base 282 to 1079 and encodes 265 amino acids. Gene Ontology annotation, biological process: positive regulation of protein catabolic process; intracellular signal transduction; protein ubiquitination.
UUUAUGAAAUAUUAACAACAUAAAAAUGAAAUAAACAUUUAAAAGUUAAAAUUAUGAAAUGCUAUGUAUUUCGGAUGUUCUGUCGAGAAUGCAAUAUUAUUUUAUCGGAUUAUCAUAUGAUUUUUCCUUUAAUCUUUUGGUUUCCUACCAUAAACAACAAUCAAAUCGCAAUUAAUGUUUUUCGUUGCUUUAACAGAUGAAAAAGUGUGAAGACUGUGGUUUUGUUUAAUUUGACAUUUAGCAAAUAAUAACGAGGGUAGUCGCAAAUUCAGGUACCCGGUAUGGCGUUUUUUGACCAUUUAAAACAAUUAAGAUCACCAAAGGAAAGGUUACGUGAUUCAGUGACAAAAAAUGAUGUUCAAGAACUUCUGACACUCCUCGCUGAAGGUAUAGACCCAAACAUGCCCCUGAAUAAAUAUGGUGACAACACAGCUAUACAUCUGGCUGCAGUACUUGGACAUUUUCUCUGCAUCAAAGAACUUAUAAAUGCAGGUGUUGAUUGUGAUCUUCCUAAUGGUAACGAUAUAACACCUUUGUUCAAUGCUGCGCGUAGGGAACAUGUUCUGGCAAUGAAAAUGCUUCUAAGACACAGUCACUCUUGCCAUGGCUUGUCAACAUUAUGGUAUGAUGGACGCUGGACAGAGUUCCUGCAUUCGUCAGCCAGUGAUUCCGUAUUAACAGCAUUAUUAAUAUCAUCCCCAGAUAUCAACCGCAUGAGAAAAAAUUUGACAAGCAAUAUACUUGCUAGCUCUUUUCAUCGGAAGUUUUACCAAUCUGUAUAUGCAUUUUUUCUUACUGGGUACCAUUGUGAUGAUACUUCAAACUUCAUAGACAAAGUCAAAAAGGCUAUCAAUGACCAAAGUAACUCAGAAGACGCAUCAAAUGGUGAUACCCCUGCUGAUAAAUUUCUGCUUCAAACAGAUUCGUUGCUUAAUAUGAAAUGUACACACAGGCUUCAACAUUUGUGUCGAUUGAAAGUGAGAAACUCCUUUCAUAACUGCAAUGUGUUCUAUGGUUCAGAACAACUUCAUUUACCAACAUCAUUAAAGAAGUAUUUAUUAUAUGAAGGAGAGUUGUAGACAUGUUAUAAUUUUCAUUCUUUGUAUCAUGUUAGACCGAUUGUUAAAAACUUUUCAUUCCUUGUAUUAUAUUUGACAUGUAAUUUAAAACUUUUAAUUUUUUGUUUUAUGUUAGAAACAUAAUUAAAAACUUCAUUUGAUGUAUGAUGGACACAUCAUAAUUUUUUUCAUUCGUUAUAUUUAUGUUAGACAAAUAAUUUAAAAAAAUAUUAUGUUAUUUAUACUUUUUUUAUCUCAUUGUUUUCCUUUAAAUUAUUUGCUUUUUAAUUUUGAACAAGUAGAUUUACAUGAUUUUGAUGUAACUUGUCCUCUACCAAAAGUGUCUGUUACUGAGCGGCUAUAACCUCUGCAUACCUGUGAACUGUGAUGGUAACGAGGUGUGUGUCUUGAACUUGGGGAGUCUGCUCAGGAUUUGGGGCGGACAGUUGGGCAAAAGAACAAAAAUAGUGACACUUUAUAACGUCCUUAAUUAACCUGAACUCAUCUUGAUUUGUUUUACCGUAAUAACCAGGUGAAAGUGUUAUCAUAUGAAAAACAAUUUAUCACUUGCUAUAAAUAUGUUGUGUGAUGCAAUCCUGUCAGCAACAUUUUUCGCUGAUUUUAACGAACCACAUACAGAUUGUUAUUCUUGAAUAAGAACAAUCUGUCUAUAGGAGUAGAACACAGAUGCAAGGUUUAAUGCAGCUGGGCACAUACAUGAAUUUAAUGUGGAAAAUAAGAACAAAACUGUAUUUUUUUUGGAAUUUCUCAUCUGUCUAUAUAAAAGCACAUAAACCCUCAAAAUCAACAAACAUUUUGUACAAUAUUUCGAAAAAUAAAGUUAACACAUAAAAAAUCAAUGUUCCUUAUAGCAAUAGCCAAAUUUUCAAUGCUAGAAGUGGUCUGGUAACAUAGAUUUAACAAGAUACAAAAUGCUCUCUUUUUUGCGGGACAAUAUAGAUAUAGUCAUAUAGAUGAAUAGAUAUUGUUGCAGGGAAUAAAAUGGAAUAUAUUGUGGCACACAAAAAUAAAAACAAGCAUUGUGUAUCUCUGUAAAUCUAUGUUACCAUACCAUAUAUAGCGUUGUAAUUUUGGCUAUUGCUAUAAGGAACAUUAAAAACAAAAUGUUCAUUGAUUUUAAGUAUUUAUGUUACUUAAAUCCAUAUCCAGUACAAAAACUAACGUAUUCAUCAUUAAGGCAGUAAAUAUAUGUAUCAUGAAACACUUAAAUACAUGUAUCAGGAUAUGUUUCCAGCUGGAUGAUCAUGUACCUUUUUACUAGUAACUGUUUUAUAUAUCACGCGUUUUAUCUGUAAACUUUACCUUUAAGAAAGCAACAUGUUUGAUGCAUGCAAAAAAAAUUAUUGAGAUUAUGUUCAAUUAAUAUGUCAAUUAAUACUCAGAAUACCAUUGUUAAGGAUAAAUGGACCGUAACGUUUACAAAUUUGAAUUGUCACCGAAGUGAUGAUUAUUGGUAAAAUUAUUGUCUAUAUUUAUGAAGCUUGAUUUCUGUUUUGAUGUACAAAGAAGCAGUUUUACAUUAUAGUAAUAUAUUUUGUCAUUACCAUUUUGUACCAAAUCAUUAACAUUCUAUAAUGUUAUGUAUCAUGAUAUUGUUAUUUAAUAAUUAAAUAAAGCAACUUUUUGAGA